GAUCUACUAACACAUAUCUUAUAGUUAUUCAGUAUGCCUAAGAACAAAGGAAAGGGAGGAAAGAACAGGAGGAGAGGUAAGAAUGAAAAUGAAUCAGAAAAACGAGAACUCGUUUUCAAAGAGCAUGGACAAGAGUACGCACAAGUGUUGAAGUUGUUGGGUAAUGGCCGUCUGGAUGCACAAUGCUUCGACGGAGUUAAAAGAUUAUGCCAUAUCAGAGGAAAGCUCCGCAAGAAAGUAUGGAUCAACAAUGGAGAUAUUAUUUUGAUAGGGCUGCGUGAUUACCAAGACAGCAAAGCAGAUGUGAUACAGAAAUACAACCCGGAUGAGGCAAGAAACCUUAAAGCUUACAAAGAAUUACCAGAAACUGCAAAGAUCAAUGAUGCCCAGAUAGAUGACGACAAUGAUCUAGACGGAAUUGAAUUCCAGGAUGAUAUUGAUGGCGAAAGUGACGAGGUAGACGAGGAUAGGAAUCUCAUGUUGGAUGAUAUUGAUGAUAUCUAGCUUCACUUUUCUGAUUGUUGUUAAAUUGAAACUUUAGAUAUCUCCACUGAGUUUCUGUGUGAAUGAAGGAACUGGAAUGGUUGUUUAAUAAAGUACCUAGAAUUGAAAAUAAAUACUUGUCAAAACAUGCUCUUUUUUAUCAUCUUGUUCAUAGUGCUCAAAAUGAGUUUUUGGAAUAUAUGAUUUAUGAAAUCCACUUAUCUAAUGCAACUUUACAAUUUUACAACCA
Molecule: messenger RNA, 733 nt
Organism: Bolinopsis microptera
Lineage: Eukaryota; Metazoa; Ctenophora; Tentaculata; Lobata; Bolinopsidae
Product: eukaryotic translation initiation factor 1A, X-chromosomal-like
Exons: 1
Coding region: 34-504 (156 amino acids)
Biological process (GO): translational initiation
Cellular component (GO): cytoplasm
Molecular function (GO): RNA binding; translation initiation factor activity
Source: RefSeq, a predicted model, not a curated record